Molecule: messenger RNA, 3498 nt
Organism: Ruditapes philippinarum (Manila clam)
Lineage: Eukaryota; Metazoa; Mollusca; Bivalvia; Venerida; Veneridae
Exons: 2
Coding region: 1-3498 (1165 amino acids)
Biological process (GO): DNA integration; proteolysis
Molecular function (GO): nucleic acid binding; aspartic-type endopeptidase activity
Source: RefSeq, a predicted model, not a curated record
AUGAAGCAGUUGCAUGGGGAAUCUAUCGACCAGUUUACAACAAGAUUACGCCAGAAAGCUAAGAAUUGUGAAUUUUCGGACAUUGACUCAGAAAUUAAAAGCCAGAUCAUACAGGGUGUUAUUUCACAAAACAUGAGAAUGCAGUGUUUACAAGAUCCGGAUAAAUCACUUAAUGACUUACUUACAAAAAUGAGAACCAUGGAAAUAUCAAAAACUCAAGCAGCAAAUAUGUCAAAGGAUACACGUAGUCAGCAAGUAGUGCGAAUAAAAAGCAAUCCUCGAUUUAGCCGUCAAUCAAAGGGAUUCGCACCUAAACGUUAUCAGCAACGUUCAUAUCAAACUAUCCCAGAAGCAAGUUCGUCGUCGGGAAGGCGAAACUACCCUCCAGAACGAAAUAAAAAAUGCCGAAAUUGUGGAGGAAAGUAUCCCCAUAUGUCACGUUGUCCUGCUAUCGGAGCAGAAUGUAACUACUGUCAUAAGAAGAAUCAUUUCAUAUCGGUCUGCAGAAAACGUCAAAACAAAGUGAAAUUAAUCGAUGAUAACCAGUCGGAUUCACAAGUUUUAGCAGAGGCAAGCACGCCGAGUACCAGUUCAAAUGAGCGCGAUGUGUUAUUUGGAUUUAAGAUAUCAGAUGGAAAAAAAGUGCCAAAGAAAUGCAUUAAAUUAAAUGGCGUAGAUGUUAAGGUGUUGAUAGAUAGCGGUUCAUCGUUAAAUAUUAUUCGCGAAAUCGACCUCGAGAAAAUGAAAAUUCGUCCAGAAAUCAAGAAAACGAAAACAAAAGCAUUCGCAUUCGGGCAGAAAUCUCCACUUCCAUUCAUAGGCAAAUGUUCCCUGCUUGUGGAGUCGGACUCAAAAUUUAUGACAAAAGAUUUCCAUAUCGUUAAAGGCAACAAAGAAUCAUUGAUCAGUUAUGAAGUAUCGGUAGAGCUUGGGAUUUUACCGCAAAUACAAUCAGUUCAUAAAUCAGUUCAUAACAAAGACGCAUAUUCAGGACUUAUUGAAGAAUAUUCUCAAGUUUUCACAGGCUUAGGAUGUUUGAAAGACAGAAAAGUUAAGUUUCAUAUUGAUGAGAGUGUUGUACCUGUAGCUCAACCGCCUAGGAGAGUUCCAUUUCAUGUACGUGCGCAAGUCGAAAAGGAACUGAAAAGUUUAGAGGAAAUGGAUGUCAUUGAAAAGGUUAUAGGUUUACCGACACCAUGGGUUUCGAACUUAGUAGCGGCUCCGAAACCUAAUGCUCCGCACGAAGUGAGAGUGUGCGUGGAUAUGAGAAAAGCUAACACCGCAAUCAAAACAGAGAAAAAUGUUUGCCCGACGGUAGAUGAUAUCAUCUUGACGUUAAACGGCGCAACGGUAUUUUCACGUCUAGAUCUGUACAAAGCUUUCCAUCAAAUUGAAUUGGAUGAAGCAUCACGUGUAAUGACAACGUUUCAGACACAUAUUGGACUGUUUCGGUAUAAACGUCUAAAUUUCGGGGUGUCCGCAGCACCGAUAAUUUUCCAAAACGAGCUUCGUCAAGCACUUCAAGGUCUUAAAGGCAUAUUGAAUAUUGCCGACGACAUCGUAUGUUUCGGUAAGACACAUGAGGAACACGAUGCUAAUCUUCGCGCUUUACUGCAACGUAUUCAAGAUCGAAACCUCACACUGAACAGCCAAAAAUGUUUAUUCGGACAAUCUAAAAUCAAGUUCUACGGAUACGUAUUUUCCGAAUCCGGAAUUUCACCCGAUCCUGACAAAGUAAAUGCAGUGAAAAAAAUGGACAGACCAAAAUCAAUAUCCGAAAUUCGUUCAUUUCUAGGUCUCACGAACUAUUUGUCUAAGUUCAUAGAUGGCUAUUCAAGCUUAACAGAACCAUUAAGACGACUUACACAUAAAGGUGUAAAAUUUGAAUGGACUGCCGACCAAGAAAAAUCGUUCACAUCAUUAAAAGAUACCUUAAUUAGUGAUAAGGUCAUGACAUAUUUCGAUCCUAGAAAGGAAACUGAACUCUGGGUCGACGGAAGUCCAGUUGGAUGCUCAGGAAUACUUAUUCAAAACGGCAAAAUAGUAUCAUAUGGAAGCAAAGCAUACAAUUCGGUUCAGACGCGAUAUUCUCAAACAGAAAGAGAAGCUUUGAGUGCUGUCAUCAUGAUUCAGCAUUUCCAUUUGUAUUUAUUCGGCAAGAAGUUUAAACUGAUAACAGAUCAUGCUGCACUUCAAUCAAUCUUCAACAAUAUCAAGACAAUACAGUCACCAAGAUUAGAACGUUGGCGUUUGAAGUUGACAACGUAUGAUUUCCAGACAGUUUAUAGACCAGGUAAAAUGAUGAUAUCAGAUUAUCUUUCCAGGCAUCCACAUGCAAGACACGAAACAAAUACAGUAGCCGAGCAGUAUAUCAGCUUUAUUACUGAUAACGCUUUGCCAGAUGCAUUGAAGCUGUCAGAUGUAGCAAAAGCUACCGAAACGGACUGUAUAUUAAGGUGUGUAAGAAAUGAGUUAGAACAAAAUGACUGGAAAACUCAAAAAUGCAAAUUAGAUGAAAGUUUUCGGUUAUACGAAAAUUUGAAUAAAAAUCAAGAACUUGCAGUUGCAUAUACGGAAGAUGGAUUUGUGUUUUUACGGGGUACAAAACUUUGCAUACCAGAAUGUCUGCAAAAACAAACUGUUAUGCUUUCGCAUGAAGGUCACCAAGGCCAAUCAAAAUGCAAAGGAUUAUUACGUGAAUAUUGCUGGUUUCCACAUAUGGAUAGAAUGGUGGACGAAAUGUGUAGAUCAUGCAUUGUAUGCCAAGCUGCAUCAACAAGAAUUAUUCCAGAUCCGAUCAAACCAACAUUACUACCACGAGAUGUGUUUUCUGAAGUCAGUUGUGACUUUUGUGGACCAUUUCCAGACGGUUACAUGUUACUAGUUGUUAUAUGUGACUACAGUAGAUUUCCAGUAGUUGAAAGAAUCAAAUCGACAGCCGCAGAUACAGUCAUACCGCGAUUAGAGGCGAUAUUCUCGAUAUUCGGAUAUCCAGAGGUAGUGAAAACGGACAAUGGACCUCCGUUUCAAAGUCGCGCAUUCAAAGAAUUUGCUGAUAAUUCGGGAUUCAAACAUAAACGAAUCACUCCAUUGCAUCCACAGGCCAAUACAAAAUUACCAAAAAUGACAUUUGACAACAAAAACACAGAUAUUCGAGACAGGGACAGUCUAUCAAAAGCGAAAAACAAAAUAUACGUUGAUAAGAAACGUCGAGCUCAGCCAAAUAAUUUGAAACUGGGAGAUCGUGUGCUAUUAAAACGGGAACAACGGAAUAAGUUUGAAACAGCGUUUGACCCUACCCCCGGAGUAAUCAUUGCUAUGAAAGGAUCUAUGCUGACAAUCAAACAUAAAGGAAAAGAAAUCACACGGGACGUUUCCAAAUUAAGAUAUGUUCAUGGAGAUCAAGAGCCGGUGCAGACGAAACCUGCAGAUGAUACAUCUUUACCUAGAAAUAGGCCGCAGAGGAAACGCCGACCGCCGAGACGUUAUGAAGAUUAA